UCAUUGUCUCUUUGUGACGGGAAAAUCCAGAGUUGCAUUCUGUUAAAUGGCAAAUCAACAGGGACGAACGUCCAUCCCUACACCACAGCAGGCUUACAGAUGAGCAAGAACGACGCUGCAGCUUUUUCAUCAGGUCCGUAAACAAGGAAAAACAUGAGUGUUGAUGGAGAUGCAUUGUCAGUAAUUGAAACCCCAGUGGCCGUCAGUCAUCCCUUUCAAUCAGAGACAACAGCUGGAGUUCAGGCGAGUAAAGGGGUCCAGGGUUGGUUAAAAGGAACCCAUUCUACAACUCACACUCACAGACUGGUGAGGUUGCUGGCAGCAGUGUGUGCAGUUGGACUCCUGGGAGGCUUACUUGUAGGUGUCUGGUUUCUAGUCAAACUUCUGCUGAGGCCACCCUCUUCCCAAACAACAGAAGGGCUUGGAGAUACAAAGGAGACGUCUUUCUGCAACAUGACGGAUGAUGUCUCCAUCUCUGACCCACGGAAAGUGUUUUACAGAAUCAGCCCAGAGAACUCCCUCCUAGAGAUCCAGCUUGGGAAACAGCACACCUGGCUGCCGGUGUGCGCGGAGAGGUGGAACUCAUCAUUAGGAACACUGGUCUGCAGGCAGCUUGGUUAUCUGAGACUGACCAAACAUAAACAAGUAAAGCUAACGGAUAUUGCGCCAAACUACACUGAAGGAUUCAUACAAAUUACCUCGGAGCAAAAGACUAGUCUAGAAAACAUAUGGGGCUUCAGGGAGAGCUGUAGCACAGGGAAGGUUAUAUCUUUGCAGUGUUUUGAGUGUGGGACCCGAGCAAAGCUGCCCAGGAUAAUAGGAGGUGUUGAGGCCACGCUGGGCAGGUGGCCGUGGCAAGUCAGCCUCUACUACAACAACCGUCACAACUGUGGAGGGUCAAUCAUCACCAGCCAUUGGAUAGUAACAGCAGCUCACUGUGUGCACAACUACAGGCUACCUCAGGUGUCCAGCUGGGUGGUCUAUGCCGGCAUUGUAACUCGUAGCUCUGCUACAAUUGCUCAAAAUGCGGGUUAUGUGGUGGAAAAGAUCAUCUACAACAAGAACUACAACCACAGGAGCCAUGAUAGUGACAUAGCGCUGAUUAAACUGCGACGACCCCUCAAUUUUUCAGAUACAAUUAGACCCAUCUGCUUGCCUCCAUAUGACUAUGAUCUCCCAGGUGGCACACAGUGCUGGAUUUCCGGAUGGGGAUACACACAGCCUGAUGGUGUUCACUCACCUGCCACCCUGAAAGAAGCCCCAGUUCCUAUAAUAACCACAAAGAGAUGCAACAGCUCCUGCAUGUAUAACGGAGAAAUUACUCCACGGAUGCUCUGUGCUGGAUACACCGAAGGAAAAGUGGAUGCAUGCCAGGGGGACAGUGGGGGUCCUCUGGUCUGCCCAGAUGAAAAUCUGUGGAGGCUCGCCGGAGUGGUGAGCUGGGGAACAGGCUGCGCUGAGCCAAACAAUCCUGGGGUUUACACUAAAGUGGCUGAAUUCUUGGACUGGAUCUAUGACAUGACUGAGGUGGACAUUUUUUAACAAGUUUACAUGGAUAGUUACGUAAUCUUAGAGGUUAUCAUACCCUUUGGAAUUUUCCCAUCUUCAUAAUGCAUCAUUGAGAUUUAUUUAAUGAAACCCAACAUACAGCAAGCCAAAAUACAAACAUUUGUAUUCAGCUCCCUUUAUGAUCACUUAGACAUAAUAACUUUCAAACAACUGUCCUUAAAAGUCUGUUUAUUAAUAUAGUAUAUCUUGUUUUCAAUGCUUCUGCAGCUAUGCUCGACUUUAAUAUGAUAUUAUUGCUAUUUUACAAGUAAACCUGAAACAUAUGGCAUGCUUUUGUAUUCAACCACUCUGAUAGAACAGAUAAUAAAAUCACACUUUGUAUCGGGUAGGGCUGCAAACAUUUGUGCAUAAAUGUGUGUCUACCAGCUUUGAAAAUGCUAAAUUUUUGCCAAUUCAUUAUGAAACCAUUUCCAAUGUAUUUAACAGUGGGAUUGUGUGUUUAGUUGCUCCUGGGAGCAGCAAAUAAGUAACCCAGGAUAUCACCCUCAGUCUCAUCUAGCUAGACCAUCUUUUUCCAUGUCUCCAUAGAUUAUGACAAACAGGAAAAUAUAACUUCUUCAGGUCUGCUUUCUACAACUACUGCUGCUAUUAUCCACGUGCUUCUUCCCCCUCUUCAUUAAAAAAAAUAUCUUUGGAGUGCAAGACUUGUACUUUAACCAUCUGAGUUAUGGAUCAUCGCCACAAGCCUCUUGGUUCUCUGAAUAAUGCAUCACUUGUGCAGUAAGAUAGUUUAAGUUAAAGCCAAUAUUUUGGUAGGUGUACAUUUGAGGUAUUUUGUUUCCAUUUUGGGGAGAUAUUAAAGAAUACUCCAUUAUUUUUUUCAAACCUUGGGACAUCAAUCAUUGAACCAUGCUGUAAAACCUUGCAUUAAUAAAUUUCUGACCCCUGGCCUUUAUGAUACUGCUUGCUCACUACUGCUAUCUUACAAACAUUUGAACCCUGUAAAGAAUGGUUAUAUUUAUAUAAAGAUAAAGUUACACACAUGUGCACUCUUCUUACUGACUUUUAAAGGGAGAUGUUUGCGCAGGGUCCAGCAGAAUACAUAUGCUCACAACAGUGAAAACAUGUUUGCUUCAUAUAUAAACAUUCUAUCAUUUUAGAAGUAUGCUGUAGGAGUUAUUGAGAUGUUGAGUUUAUAAUACAGUCUAUCCCCUAAAAAUACUAUGACAUGUAUAACUGUUAAAUAAAUAAAAAAGAUUAAAGUUACUGUAAACAUUGCCGUGGUUCAAACAAUGGAUGCCUAAUUACAGUCAUCACAGACUUCAGUCUAUCAU
Messenger RNA from Cyprinodon tularosa, 2843 nucleotides. RefSeq names its product transmembrane serine protease 5 (gene tmprss5). Lineage: Eukaryota; Metazoa; Chordata; Actinopteri; Cyprinodontiformes; Cyprinodontidae. The record is from RefSeq and is a predicted model, not a curated record. The transcript has 12 exons. Gene Ontology annotation, molecular function: serine-type endopeptidase activity. Bases 154 to 1542 code for a protein of 462 amino acids. Gene Ontology annotation, cellular component: membrane. Gene Ontology annotation, biological process: proteolysis.